Molecule: messenger RNA, 4401 nt
Organism: Rhopalosiphum maidis (corn leaf aphid)
Lineage: Eukaryota; Metazoa; Arthropoda; Insecta; Hemiptera; Aphididae
Product: GPI inositol-deacylase
Exons: 15
Coding region: 193-3072 (959 amino acids)
Biological process (GO): GPI anchor metabolic process; endoplasmic reticulum to Golgi vesicle-mediated transport
Cellular component (GO): endoplasmic reticulum
Molecular function (GO): phosphatidylinositol deacylase activity
Source: RefSeq, a predicted model, not a curated record
UAGACGCAAUGCCCGUCAGAUACCUAUUAUAUAAAUUAAUGAAAUUAUUCAAUUUAAACAAAUUAAGGCCAACAACACUCGUUUAAAAUGUUAUUUAUUACUAACUGUUACAGUUUAUAUUAUAGUUUCUAUGUGUUCGAAACACAUUAGCUAGCCAUCGAACUGAUUACGCACAUCAAAAACGACUUCGGAAUGGUGGACGUUUGGAAAUACAUCGUUAGGAUGAAGAUUCCCAGUCCAGUGAGCUACGUGAGCGCGAUACUUUUGAUAAUCUUUACAGCGGGCGUCUACAAGCAAUUAACGUUGACACAAAAGACGGCCAACAAUUGUGAGAUGACGUUCAUGUUCGAAUAUCCUCAUUUUGUUGAAAUCUCUGUGCCCAUGAACAGGGGAAAGUAUAAUUUGUACGCUUACACUGAAGGCCAAACAAUGGAGAAAAUAAAAUCUAUGAAGUUUUACGGUACACCGGUCAUUUUUAUACCCGGACACAGUGGAUCGUACAGACAAGUUCGGUCCAUUGCUUCAGUUAACAUUAGAAAGAUGUACCAUAUUCAAUCAAAUAUAAAAUUUGAUUUUUUUACUGUUGACUUGAAUGAAGAAUAUUCUGCCGUCUUUGGAGGUGUUCUAUUACAGCAAACUGCAUUUGUUUCCCAAUGUAUUGAUACAAUCAUAAAAACAUAUGAAUAUGACUACAAACCUACAUCAAUUAUACUUAUUGGACAUUCUAUGGGUGGUAUUAUAGCCAAAGGAUUGUUUAUUGAUCCUUCAUUUGAUACCAAUCUCGUUGAACUGAUCAUUACUUUGGCCACUCCCCAUAGACCUUUGUUUUUAGCUGAUCACUAUAUGGAUAGCUAUUAUGACCAAGUGGAAAAAAUUUGGGGUAACGGAUUAGACAAACCAAGGUCUUCAUUUUUGUCAAAUAUUUCGCUUUUAUCCAUUGGUGGUGGUCAUCGAGAUUUAAUGGUUUGGCCUUGCUUGACUUAUACCCCACAUGCAGACAUAAAUGCAUUAAGUUUAGCCAUACCUGGUGUCUGGACUUCUACUGACCAUCAGUGUAUAUUGUGGUGUAAAUCGUUGGUCAAAUCCAUUGUAAGAGUGCUAUUUGACUCUGCAGAAUCUGACUCGGACGAUACAAUUUACGAAUGGAGAAAAAAAGUUUCUUCUUAUCAUUUUGACAAAAGAAGUAAUGGAAAGUGGUUUCAUUCUAAUCUACAUCCUACAACUGUAAAAUUGAAUGAGCCUAACGUGAUUGAAUGGAAUGAAACAUAUAAGCUUCAAAGAUCAAUUUCAUUGGAAAAAGGAACAGCAAUGCCAAUCGUUAUACAUCUGCCAUUAUUUGAAAAAUCUUUUAACUAUGAAAUGACUGCUGAAGCUGUGAAUAUUGAAUACCACGAUUGGGUAUUUUCGUGUAAAACUGAUUAUCAUUCAAAAAAACACUGUUUAUUUGGUACAAAUUGGUCUUCUAAUAGUACUAUAUCGGUUUCGAAACAUAUGAAAAGAAGACAUAUUACAUUAAAUUUGCCUGAUGUUUACAAAUUAGGUCAUUCAAAUUUGGUUUUCAAAAUAAAAAAUACAAAAAAACCAACAGCAUUGAAUAUUGACUUGUAUGAAGCUAGUGAUAGAACUAAUCAAAUGUUGUGGAGAUUUUGGUACGGAGUUUUCAAUAGAUAUAUUUUGUGGAAUGUCAAUGUUUUUGAAACAAUACAAUACAAAACUAUCCUGCAUGGUUGGCCAGCUAGUAUAUGUAUGCAUUGUGUGUAUAAUGUGCACAUGAUACCCAUCAAAUGCUCAAAAAAACAUCAUCAUGCUGUUUCUAAAUUUAUAGUACCUUGGACACAAGGCAUUUUGCACGGUAUCACUAGCGACAGUUAUGUGGAACCAUUAAGAAUAUCUUUAGAAAACAUUCCUCUGUCAAAUGCAACAAAAGAUCCAUAUUUGCAGUUCAUAUUAGAUCCAAAAUGCAACUAUCAUAUUGAAUUAGAACUAUCUAUUAUGGACACAAUUGGAACAAUAGGAUUGAAAUAUGGAUUGACUUUUCCAUCAUACAUUGGUAUCAUAAUACUGUUAGUAUUGUCAAAUCAAUUUUCACAAUUAGCCAAUUCAACUAAAGAUGAUUGCUCAAUAUAUCAUAACUCCUUGCCAUCAAUUAUAAGAGUUUUUAAGACUUUGGCCAUUACAAUUUGUUUUUUGACUGUUAUGCAAAACCAGUGGCCUAACAUCAAUAAACCAAUUGGUGGCAUAGACUGGCUUGGACAUCCAUUAAAGACAAUGAUAUUUUCAUCAUUGCUAUAUUGCAUAACUAAUUCAUUCAUGUAUUUUGCUACUGUAGCAUUGUGGAUGAUGAUGUUGUUUUGGGGGAAGGCUAUAAAUGAACUAUUAGUUGGGUUUAUAAUGAAAACUUUGAAAAAAAAUGCUACAUUAUCUGACUGGAUACUAUAUGGAUUUGGAAAAUUACCAAUAGCUGUUUCUAUGAUAGCCAUUUUAAUUUCUUACAAUACAUGUGGUACUGUAGGACUUGUUAUUUCAGCAUUUUUCUAUUAUUUCUUGUUGUGUACAAUGGUUCAAGACUGCAUUGACCAGUUGAUUUAUUACCCAAUUAUAUUUUUUAAAGAGUAUUUUAUGAAAGGCGAAAAACCAGGUUUGAAUUUAUCACUGACAUCUAUCCACAUACAUUUUUCACUUUUUUUGUUGUGGUUACUAAUUUGUGGUUGUCAUCUGCCGUGCAGCAUUGAAUGGGCACGAAAUUACCAUCACAGCAAAUACUUAGAUCCAGAUCCAUCAUUGAUUACCUCGUUAAUAUUAAAUACAUGUGCGGGUAUUUUAUGGCAAAUGGAAAUCCCCAAACGUAAUUUGAAAUUCUACGCACAAUUAAGUAACCUUUGUAUAGCGGCUUCAAUAAUUUUGUUUUUGUUCUGUCAAACUGCAUUAUUUCGAAUAGCUCCAAUUUUGACAAUGGUUUUUGUAAUCAUCACUUUGCACCAGUGUUUUAGUUCUUGGAUAGGAGUACAAGACCUGAUUGAUAACCAAGUAAGUGGUGCUAAUGAUAAGACACCACAAAAAAAAGUGGAGUAAUUGAAAAAUUGUAAGUAUGUAAUAAUAUGAUAUAAUAUAUGUACAGUUGACAGGGGUGGACUAGUUAGGGUUUGCUGGUAUAUUAUAGCACACUAAACUGGUUCAGUGUUGACCAGUUGGCCAACGGUUAUUUGACAAUAUUAAACAAUGAUUUAUUACUAUUAGUUUAUCAUUGUAUGAUACUGGUCCACAUACCUCUCAUUACACCCUAUAGUUGAUUCUUUUAUUUAAUUGUGAACAACAUUUUUGUCAAUUUUUUUGUUUUAUUUGAUGUGGUACCUUGCUCAAACAAAUAACAACUAAGUGGUCAGUUUGAGUUACAUUGCAAUCUCAUUAAUUUAGAGUGUCAUUUAUAGUGUACUAUUUAUUUAUUGUGCAUCCAUAUUUUGUUUUUGCAUUAAAGUUGAUUAAUAAUUUUAUUUAAGAUGAAGAAGUGUUAUGAAUGCUAAAAUGUAAUCCAUCAUUUUUAUCUAGCUUGUGUGCCUAUAAAAAAAAUUUUGAUCCUUUUUUAAGGGCAUUGUUGAUUAUUUUUUUAAUGUAUUUCUGAUAGUUUUUAGAGCUUUUAUACAUGGGCCCUACUUAUCAUAUGUCUUAUCAUAGUUAAAUAUGCCAUUUUUCAUUUAAAAAUGUAUACAUUUAAAUAUAUUUUGUUUCUUUAACACCAACACUGUAGAAUACAAUAUCUAUAAUAGAACCAAGAUAUUGACUACACUAUAUAUUGAAAUUAUCGAUAUAAUUUAGACACUUCAUUUUGUAAAGCACAUAAACAAACAUCAAUUAGAUUCUUAGUUAAGCCGUAUGUAGAUAUAAUAUAAUGCAAAGUAUCAUUAUUUAAAAAUACCAAAAUUUGUUUUGUUUAAGAGGAUACAACAUUAAAGUCAGGUCUGUCUUCUAAAGAUCUGUUUAAUGUAUUGAGAGUACAAGGAAAACAGCUCUUUUUAAAUUAAAUUAUGUGUUCAUGCAGAUUAAGUUAAGGUAUCAUACCUCAAUAAAAAAAAUAGAACAAUUUUAACAAUCAUUUUUUAAAGAAUUUAUUUUAAAUGUUGAUUAUUAAUAAUUUUAUGAAAAUACUUGGAUGUAAUAAAAAAAAAAUUAAAAUUAAUAAAGGUUUUAAAUAAAAAAUAAAAUUGUUCUCAAUUAUUUUUAAUAUAGGUAUGCAACUCCCCAAUUAUAACGUCUAUAACUGUUUAAUUAUGAUUUAGAAAGUUUUGAAAAAUACAAUUAUUGACUGAAAUAAAGUUCACAGUUAAAAGAAUCUCUGUGUAUAACAAUUUAUAUGCCAAAAAAAUACCAUUUUGGCUAUAAAUAAUUUAAUAUAUGAGAAUAUAU